Anguilla rostrata (American eel) is the source of this 4458-nucleotide messenger RNA. Its product is annotated as protein FAM117A-like. The transcript has 8 exons. Lineage: Eukaryota; Metazoa; Chordata; Actinopteri; Anguilliformes; Anguillidae. The record is from RefSeq and is a predicted model, not a curated record. The coding region runs from base 498 to 1712 and encodes 404 amino acids.
ACAGGACACGAGCGUGUUAGCCUGUUGUCAGUUUUCAGAGAUAGGUGGCAGUUUGAGAGAAUUGAGGCGGAAAACCUUGCUACUAAGUUGGUAGCCAUAAUAUUAUUAACCGAUGCUUGAAUUAAUAUUUUGGUUUGUAAACCGACAAUAAGAUGUAGAGUUCAUAGUAGUUUACUAUUGUUGAUGGUUCUGGCCGAACUUCUGUCCAGAAGACACGAAAAAGAGCAUGAUCGUCACAAAAGAAAUUAUUCUCUCUGCAGCGGAGACAAGAGUGCUGUGGAUAAGCUAACGUUAUUCAUGUCAAUCACUAGCUUUGCUGCUAGCUAGUUUGUAGGUUUCGUUUAUAGACUAAGUUUCAAGGAAACUUAAAAUAAAAACUUAACGUUUAGAUAGCAAGCGAAUGCUUUUAUACGGAGAGGCGAAACACUGGCUAGCUAACUUUUAAGCUCGGUCUUGAGAAGUUGCGUGUGUUCCGAUUCAAGUAGCCUUCGGCGAGGAUGUCGUGCCGUAGCGGAAUGGGGGUGAUAAGGGGGGGCACCACAGGUCUACAACCUCUAAGAGCCACGGUUCCAUUCCAGCUACAUAACAAAACGCAGCCGGGCCCGAGAGAUGCCAAGACAGCUGAGAAGACCAAAUUGCGACCCGCAAAACCAAGCAUCCGUCGUACACUGUCUCUUGACACCAUCGUUGGACCCUACCUGCAGGGCCAGUGGCCAAAGGAGCUGGACAGCCAGGGGAUCUACUGCAUGAACGACAAGGCCACACAGACGCCCUCUUCGUGGACAGAGGAAGUUCAGGGCAAAAGGGCGGGCGGGGUGCACAAGCGCUCCGCUUCCUGGGGCAGCGCCGAGCACCUAAGAGAGAUCGCUAAGCUGAAACAGCAGCUGCAGCAGCGCUCCAAGCAGGGGUCCCGCGGGGGCCGCGACAGAGAGCGGCACCCCCCGCCCCUAUCUGGGAGCCAUUCCCCCGGGGCCACGCAGACGAUGCCCCUGCCCAUACCCCUGACGCCCCUCAGCAAGCUGACGCCCCGCCUGCGCCACAGCGUGGAGGGGCUCAACCAGGAGCUGGAGGGGGUGUUUGUGUGCGGGACGCCUGACGAGCAACACCGGUUUCUGGAAGUUCCAGAUGGCCACAAAGCCCCCGUGCCCCCCCAGAGUUGCAGCAGCGGCGGGUCCCAGAGCGACCCCUCCCCUGCGCUCCUCUCGACGCCCUCCUCCCCGUGCUCCUCCCUCUCCCCCUGCGCCCUCGGGGACGUGGCCACGGAUACGGACACGGACGCGGAGCUCAUUGGCUGCGGGAUGCUGUGCCCGUCGCCUUCGCCGCCCCUGAGCAGCGCGGAGCCCUCCCCCCUGGAGCUGUCCUCCUCCCCGCGGCCCAACAAGAGCUACUCCUUCCAGAGGGAGCCCCCCGAGGGCUGUGAGAGAGUGCGCGUCUGCGAGGAGGCCCUCUCUCCCUGCCUGGGCCAGGCCUCCUUCCUCUCGUCCUGUCCCGACCCCAACAAGGUGAACUUCACCACCCACGGAGGCUCGGCCUUCUGCCCCGUCAGCCUGCUGAAGCCUCUCCUCCCCUCCAUGGACAUCUUGUUCCGAAGCCUCUCCGUCUCUCCCGUCACCGGCUGCUCGGGGCAGGGCGGGGCCGCCUACCAGCCGGCCCCGCCCGGGGUGGGUGUGUACCUGGGCCCCCUCUCAGACUCUGCCACCACUGCCAUGUAAGGGGGCACGCCCUUGGGAGAGAGUAGACAAACGGCAAGGGUGGAGAGUCUACUGUUGGUUAUGAGUGCGAGUGCCUCCCUGCGUUCCGUCUCAUCACCAGUUGGUUUGACAAUGCAUCAAGGACUUCCUGAUCGCUUGAGAAUGAUUGUGGCUCCAAAAAAGUGUUCUGGGGAGGGGGGUGGGGAUGGGGAUGGGGAGUUACCAUAAUGAUCAGGAAAAACUGUCUCACUUCUGAGUUGCCUCCACAGUUUUUUUCUGAGAUGACACCAAAGCCACUGUGCUCUGCCUCUGUCGAGCCCACCAGCAGAAUUGACCAAUGAAGGAUUUAUCAGGGAAUUUGUUUGAUUGCCAUACUCCCCCCCCCCCUUGCAGAAAGAAAAAAAAAAAAGAAAAAAGGUUGUUAUUCGGUCAUCAAGUUUUCCAUCAUCGGUUCGAUGACGGUUUCUUAAUUUCAGUUCAUGUUCCCUUUUAGAGAAAAGGGCAGUGGAUGAGAACUUGCUUCCCUGUAUUGCCAUUGCCACGUGCACUUCCAUCCAGUGCACGUGGCAGAUGGCCCUUGACUCAGUUUGUGGGCCUUUAGACAAGCUGGUCUGAUACGGAUAGCCGAGGAACUGACUUUUUUUUUGAGACUCCUAUUUUCUUCAACGAAAAUACUGGACUAUUGGGUAGGGGAUAUCUCUCACCCCGUAGCUGUGUGAAGAUUUCUGAACAAUGGUACGGAGGACAUGCUCUCCUAGACUAUUUUUCAGUUGCUUUGGAAUGAUGGAAACUGAAAACUUGUGGAAACCACUUUGUUGAGUUGUUAGGAUGGUUUGAUUAGCACUUCUAGAGGAAAGCUUUCCUCAUUGGCUGGUACUUUAGCUUGGCCAGGGGAGUCCCUGAGACUUAUAUAGACUGAGCUCUUAUAUCUUUCUGCAUCGUGCCUUUUGAUGCCUGAAUCUUUGAUCACAUUGCACAUGAUCAUUCAUAGCUAGAUCAUUGUGAAAAUUUAAGAGAGCAUGGUGUUGGAUGAGCUUCAUCCAAAAACGUAUAACAAUUCAAUUGCUCAAGUUUCACUUAAUACAGUAACAAAAUAGUGGAAGAGAAUUAUUAAGAAGCUAUUUUCCCUCAUGAAUUUCCUGUCUUGUUCCCUGUUUUGAUCCGUUUCAGGUUUCUUUUGGUUGCACUGAUUCUCAUUUUGAAAGUUGUAGUACCAGAGCUGAAUCUUUUAAUGCCAUUUCAGUGUUUAAACAGGUAGCCCUUGGCUCUGCAUUUACUGCAACCUCACUUAUUAGGAUAUCUCUGGUACCUAACAGUUUAUUGGCACCAAUAUGCCUCUUUGAGGGGUGUUUUCUUAUGGUGAGUAAAACCUUUGAAUCAUUUAUAAUCCUAUCAAAUGUGUAAAAACAUUUAAAUGAUCUUUUCAAAUGGGGGGACAAAGACCAUAGAUGCCAAAUCUGGCCUUUUUAAUAUCUAAAGCUAAUAUUUAUUUAGGAUCUUUGGCUGAAAAGAAACGUGCACAUUCUUUUUCCUUUUCCUACAUCACGCAACACGUAUAGUGAUGGAUAGUCCUCUGCAUUAAAAAAUAGGCAGUAGUGGUCAUUAUUUUUUGUCCAUUUUAAUAUUUGCAACACUACCAUUCCAUUAAGGUGGUGAAAAGCAUAAAUUAUUGUAUGCAUUUCAAUGAAUUUAGUACAGCAGUACUUUAUGAAGUGCUUUUUUUGUGAAGAGCUAUAUGAAUUGCAUUGUCCUACUGAAGGUGGGAAGCAGUUGGCUGAGUUGAAAGUUUUGGUUAAAAUGUUUUGCCUUGCUGUCGAGUCCAGGUUGUGUUUUGUCAAACAUUGCCUUGAUGAAGAAAACCUUUUGAAGGGGCAUUUAUGGCAUUCUUUUUAUUAUAAGGAGUUUCAAAGCGUCCAGCAUGUGCUGUGUUCUUAUGCAAGGACCAGACUUUGCUGACUUGAUCUGUUGAAAUAAGAGCAUAUGGAUUUGUAAGGAAUUUCAGAGUUCAGAGCAGCAUUGAAAACUUAAGUGGACUCAAUACACACAAUUUAACUGUGUGUAUGGAGUGUGGUCUUCUACUCUGUUGUGAAUGUACUUCAGUAAUUUUUCAUGUUUGAAUCAUUCAUGUUUUUAUUCUCUGCCAAGUGUAUAGGGAGAUUCGUUUUGAAUAGAAAUAUUAACUGUCUUUUUUUAAAGGUAGAAGAAUAAAAUGUUUGCACAAAGGAUUGUUGAGGUAGCAGUUCCUAUUUUCAUAGUUCACUCCAGUUUACCAGUGGAGUUAGGUGGAGGAAUGUAUUGUAGUUCUAUCUUCAAAUAUAUACUAUAUAAGCUAAAGUCAUAACAAUAGGGAUCAUUUUAGUUUAUUUUCACGUUUGUCUUUACAAGUGAUCUGAGAGAAUUGAGUUUUUUGUUUUGUUCUACAUUUCUAAGUGGGUGAGGCAGGGAGUUAUUUGAGUGUGUUUGUAUAUGUAUGACUGUAUUCUACUAACCUUACAGAAUUUCAUUAUGAAGCAAAAGCUUAACAUGUAAGGGAUUUUUGAUGUAUGGUGUAGACUGCAUGACUGAGGCUAAGAAAUUAGCCUAGUUGGCGUAGAAUAGAAAUUGGGUUGAUUUGAAUUCUGGGCCAUCAGAAUCUGCAGAAGGUCAGAAUGUUGGUGAUCAAUCAGUUCAUAAGUUUGGGCCCUGAACAGGCUACGAGUGUGCUUUUUUUGUUUGUUUUUUUACUUAAUAUAAAUUUAUAUUGAAAAUAUUAAAUAUUUUUGCUUGA